Prunus persica (peach) is the source of this 1426-nucleotide messenger RNA. RefSeq names its product glyceraldehyde-3-phosphate dehydrogenase, cytosolic. Bases 80 to 1099 code for a protein of 339 amino acids. Gene Ontology annotation, biological process: glucose metabolic process. Gene Ontology annotation, molecular function: NAD binding; oxidoreductase activity, acting on the aldehyde or oxo group of donors, NAD or NADP as acceptor; NADP binding. The record is from RefSeq and is a predicted model, not a curated record. Lineage: Eukaryota; Viridiplantae; Streptophyta; Magnoliopsida; Rosales; Rosaceae. The transcript is spliced from 12 exons.
UCUUUGCUCUUCUCACUAAACACACUCUCUCUCUCAGUCUGCCAUUUUUCUCUCGAAGCUUCUUAUCCAAUCUGCUACCAUGGGGAAGAUCAAGAUCGGAAUCAACGGAUUUGGAAGGAUCGGAAGGUUGGUGGCCAGAGUGGCUCUGCAGAGAGAUGAUAUUGAACUCGUCGCCAUUAACGAUCCUUUCAUCACCGGCGACUACAUGGUUUACAUGUUCAACUAUGACACUGUGCACGGUCGCUGGAAGCAUAACGAUGUCAAGCUUAGGGACGCAAACACCCUUCUCUUUGGUGACAAGCCCGUCUCUAUUUUUGCUGUCAGGAACCCAGAUGAGAUCCCAUGGUCUGGGAGUGGAGCUGAAUAUGUUGUCGAGUCAACCGGUGUUUUCACCGAUAAGGAAAAGGCUGCUGCCCAUUUGAAGGGUGGAGCGAAGAAGGUUAUCAUCUCAGCCCCCAGCAAAGACGCUCCUAUGUUUGUUGUGGGUGUCAAUGAGAAGGAAUACAAGCCAGAUCUUAAUAUUGUUUCCAAUGCUAGUUGCACGACCAACUGCCUUGCUCCUCUUGCAAAGGUCAUUCAUGAUAGGUUCGGUAUUGUUGAGGGUCUGAUGACCACCGUUCACUCCAUUACUGCCACCCAAAAGACUGUCGAUGGACCUUCUUCUAAGGAUUGGAGAGGUGGAAGAGCUGCUUCAUUCAACAUCAUUCCCAGCAGUACUGGAGCUGCAAAGGCUGUUGGUAAAGUGCUGCCUGAUCUGAACGGAAAAUUGACGGGAAUGUCUUUCCGUGUUCCUACUGUUGAUGUCUCAGUGGUUGACCUUACCGUGAGGCUGGCAAAGUCAGCUACUUAUGAUGAAGUCAAAGCUGCCAUCAAGGAGGAGUCUGAGGGAAAACUGAAGGGAAUCUUGGGUUACACUGAAGAUGACGUGGUUUCCACUGACUUUGUUGGGGACAGCAGGUCUAGUAUUUUUGAUGCAAAGGCUGGAAUUGCUCUGAAUGAUAACUUCCACAAGUUGGUCUCAUGGUACGACAAUGAGUGGGGAUACAGCUCUCGUGUUGUCGACUUGAUUUCCUACAUUGCAUCUGUUGAUCAUGCUUAGGCAGCAAGACUAUGACUGCUUCUCUAUCGGAUGCAGUGUGUUACCGGAGUUAUGCAUAUCGGUGUAGCCUUCAUGUUAGCCAAUAGCGAAGGCAGUGUGCAAAAAUAAGAUGAAUAACACGGAAUGGUGGUAGUUAUUUAGGUUUCGGUGUGAUCAGGGGUGGUGAGUUUCUGCCCUUGUGUGUUUUAAAAGAUGGACUUGAGAUUGUUCUGUGCCUGAUUAUGUUCUUCACUGUAUACCCAUUGGCUCAGACUUUUUCAUGUUUUAUAACCCUCUCCCUCUCUCCCAGCCCCUCCAAAAUCCAAAAGUUGACUCUUCCAUUCUUCA